Messenger RNA from Symbiodinium necroappetens, 3543 nucleotides. Lineage: Eukaryota; Dinophyceae; Suessiales; Symbiodiniaceae. The record is from the annotation of a GenBank genome assembly.
AUGGACCAAAUGACUGGUAAAGGUUUGGCAUCGAUCAGUUCCAUCAACAUGUGCUUGCAGCACAAAGCUCUCUACUAUGUUGCCAAGAGCGUCAUCGAUGAGGAUUUGCAGGACAUCGCACGCCGCAUCGACACCUUUCCGGAAUUGUUUGCCAAGCUCAACGCCUUGGGCGGGAGAUGGGCAGCGCGUGACGUCGUUGUCGAACACACGCUCCAGGCGGAGACGCGAUUCAAGCAGACGGUCCUCGGACGAGGCAACGAGACUUUUGCCGAGGGCAUCAACCAGCCCAUUGUCGAUUAUUCAGAGGACCUGCUGAUCAUCGACGCGACCUUCGGGAUGGAUUGGGGCCAUACGACCUACAGAGCGCUAGGCCCACACUACACCAUCUUCUAUUCGCUCGACUUUGUCCAGCACUAUGUCAACGUAUCGUUGUGCUGCAAAACGCUUGGCUGGAUGGGCAUGGGCUGGCUCGAUCCAGCACGCGAAGGUGGCCCACUCAUGCAGGACACAGACAUGGUCGUCGCUUAUGUCAAGGAUGGCCAAGCAGGGAUAGAGGACCGCUUCGCCCGCUGGAUCGAAGAGCCACUCAAGGACGAGCUGCUGCAAGGACAGCGAUCCGACGACUUGGGGAAUCCGCUGAAUGGUGCCAACGAUCUUGAGCUCGUUCCAGGAGUGUUGGGCACAUCUGGAAAAGAGUGGUGCCCGGAUGAUGCAUGCAAUCCGGGAUUCAGUCUGGUGCAAUUCCGACGGAAGUUUAUGACGGAAGACAUCUCUGAUAUCGUUCUACCAGUCAAGGCCUCCAAGAUCGGUAUUAUCUUCUCUUUCGCCAAGACCGAUCCCUUCGAGACUUACUUGGAGCAGCAUUUGCCGACCUCCACCGGAUACAUUGACAUUGCCUGGAAUUUGGUCUGCGACCCGGGCUUGUACUUCGACAUCACGGUCACGGAGUGCAAACCUUGUGAGAAGGGCUUCUUCCGACCUGACAACACCUCGGUGUUUACCUGCCUCAGGGCACCGCCGGGGACCUUCCAGAAUGAGACGGGGCAGGCAAGCGCCAAGCCGUGCAAGCGGGGCUUCACCACCUUCACAGCGGGAGCCACGCAGGAGUUCGCUUGCGUCUGCCCGGGCCCUUCUUUGACAGUGCCCAGUGGGAGGUACCACGUUGACAUCUGCGGAGGUUCUUUCCGAAGGGUGCCGGAGUUUUGGCUCAGGUACUCCCAGGCAUCGGAUCCAGCUGUGAGAGAACGCAUCGCAGCCUUUUGCUCUUCGUAUGCCUUCGCUGACACGGAGGCCUGCACCUCCAGAGUGUACUGCGAGGCCAAUCUCGAGGACACAGCUUGUGACCACGCGCCCCCGAAGCUGCUUCCAGGCUACUGGUCCAGCCCAGACGACCCAUUGUCAGUGUACACCUGCGCGAGCGAGUUCCAUUGUCGUGGUGGCCCGCCGGGUGAGGUCUGCGCAAGUGGGCGUCGGGAUGUCGCCUGUGGCCUUUGCAAAGCAAACUACCACGGCGGCGACCAAGGAACCUGCAUCCCAUGCGAAUCCACGGACAUGGUGCCCGGGAUUCUCGCCUUGACUGCAUGUGUCCUCGUGGCCAUUGCUGUGUCCAUCAGGAUGCGAUCACACCUCACGAAGAAUUCCAAAGCGGUGCUGUCCUUGGGGAUCAUCCUCUCUCAAGCGGGAGUCUUGGUGCAGACACUUGGCGUCUUCUCUGACCUGACCAUGGUUUGGGAAGAGCCUGUGAAGACCCUUCUGGAGCUGAUGCAGCUGGUGAACCUGGUGGGAAACGAAGACCCGGCGCUCUCCGUGAUGAUGAUUCUGCUUACGCUGCCGGGGCUCUGCAUCCUGGGUGGUCUCAUGGGCUGGAUGCUGUCUCGCUACAAGGGCGAGUCCUUCAGCUGGCCGCGCUAUCUGAAUGUGGUGGGACUCUUGGUGAUGUUUGGCUACCUCGCGGUGUGCAUGGCCUUGUCUCGCCCGAUCCACUGCGUGUCGAACCCCAACGGCACCCAGAGCAUGAAAUCUUUCCCUGCCCAAGUUUGCUGGACUGAUUCUCACACGCCGGCGGCGAUUGAAGCGAUUUUCGGAUUGACGGUUUUUGGCUUGGGCUUUCUUGCGUACAUCAUGCAGGUGGUUUGGCGAUAUCCAUCUCUGGUGGACACUGGCCACGGGUUGAAGCUGCUGACACAGUAUCACUUCUUGUUCAACCGCUUCGGGAGCCACGCCUACUAUUGGGGUCCUUACUUCAUACUGCAGAAGCUACUUGUGGCGAUUGUGCCGAUCGUUUUUGCAGACAGCGCCAUCGUGCAGAUCAUGCUUCUGUCCCUGCUGAUGGUGAUCUACUUAGCGACCUGCUGCCACGUCAAGCCAUGGGCGACAGACUUGGCCAAUCUGGCGGACGUCUUCCUGAACAUGGGGCUGAUGCUGAUGCUGCUGAUAGCUGCCUUCCUUGCAGAUUCUGCCGGCCGAGACAGCAGGAGCAGACUAAGCGUCAUCCUCGUCAUCAUGCUCCUGAAAAUCUGCUUUGGCAUCGCCUCCUUGGCAGGCUACGCAGUCUACAAGAAGCUCUUCCCAGGCAAGAUGUACGACUACUUCCUCUGCCAUCACAAAGCAGGUGCGGGAACACUUUGCCGAUGGUUGAAGACUGAGAUGCUGAAACAGUCGAAGAACAGAGCAAAGGUCUUCCUGGACUCUGACGAACUUGAGGGAUUGGCAGACAUCGGUGAUAUUGUCAAGAGCCAGACUGGCACACUGGUCAUUGUUGCGACGAAAUCUGUGCUGUCCCGACCGUGGUGUGCCAUGGAAAUCACCAGCGGUGUCAACAACAAGAUCGACAUUGUGAUGGUAGAGUGCAACAACUUCAGCCACUACGACGAGGAAGGCUUUAGGGCCUUGCGUGAAGGCUGGGGCAGUGCCGACAUCAUGAUAUUCGCGCAGAAUGCAAUCGACCCCGGAGUGGUCGAGGAGUGCUAUCGGCGACUACAGUCUGUCACCAGGAUACCCUUCGAUUCCAAUGGGACCUUGCGAAAGCACCAAGAAGCUGUGGCCACCCUUUUGAAGCAGAAUCUCCCAAAGACGAACGAGGAGGCCGACAAGCAUGCCGAUGUCGUCAUCCUCGGUGCUGUGAGCAGCUCCGAAGGCAAAUUCACUUGCCAGGUGUUGGCUGACAAUGUCAUCCACCGCACUGCAAAAAAUGCAGUGUUGGUGUGCAGUUCAGAAGACGCGGUUCAAGCCAGUGCGACAGCCCAGUACAUGUUGGUGGUGUUGAGCGGCGGAAUUCUGCAGGAUGACACAUUCCUGGCCAUGCUUGAGGCUGUGGACACGGCUUUCACCGACCAACUGGAGAUUGUGAGCGCUAUUGCGGACCAGAGCUUUGAGUUCCCCUCCGCGAACUAUUUCCAGGCGCUAGUGGAGAAGGGCUCGAAGAACCUCGAGCAGUCAGUCCGACGAGUGGUGAACAUCCUGGCCCUGCCAUUUAGCCCACAAGUCUCGAGCAAGGUGCUCAGUGCACAGGCAGAUGAGCUUUGCCGACGAUUCCGCUUCAAG